Molecule: messenger RNA, 986 nt
Organism: Rhizophagus irregularis DAOM 181602=DAOM 197198
Lineage: Eukaryota; Fungi; Glomeromycota; Glomeromycetes; Glomerales; Glomeraceae
Source: RefSeq, a predicted model, not a curated record
UUAUAUUCUGUAUCACUAUGUGAAAUAAAAAGCUUUUUUAAGCGAUGGUAUACCCCAUGAUUGCAAACAAUUUUACCCUUAUUAAAAUUCACGAAUUAUGGAACCUAUUACAGCUUCAAAGACGACGACAAGAAUAAAUACUCAACAAAUUUAUCCACAACAAAAUAGUAAUAGGAAGUUACAGGUAGUUGCUGAGUCUUCAAAUAACGGUGGUAGUAGAGAAGGAGCUAAUGGUGAUAUUGAAGGACUGGAAGAAAAUGAGGCAUUCGCUGAAUCUGGGGGUACUUCAUCGGCAGGAGAUCCUUUUCUUCUAGUGUCCCUAAGAGAUUCAAAGAAUCCACCCCGUAGACCAAAAAAUGCUUCAUAUUUAUAUAUGCUUGCACUAUUGGAUUUAAGCAUUAUAACCAUUUGUACGAUUCUACUGGUGCAUAAAGACAAUAAAGGUUAUUGGCAUUGGAGAAAAGCAGCCUGGGAUUGGGUUGCACUUGGACUUAUAAGAUUUAUAAUAGUUGUAGGAGUAGCAUCUUCUAAAUGGAUUAGGGACUUACAUUUAAUUUUAGGAAGUGUUGUUUGUUUUUCUUCACUGUAUAUAAUUUUCAAGUUUAAUUUAAUUUUCCAGUAUAAAAAAUCGAUUGAUAAAUAUCGUAUUACUCUUCUUAUAUCAUCCUUCCUCUUUUGUAUAAUACAUUGGAUAGCAUACAUAGUUGUUACGACAGAUAAUCGUCGUCGAGAAAGGUUUCUAAAAAACCGAUCAAUCUAUUUUGAAGAGGAAAAUGUUCCUGGAAAUAUUCCUAAACCUCCCACUAUUCGAUCGUAUGGCGCAACUGCAAAUCGAGAUGAUGAAAUUGGUGUUUUAAAUAACGACGACAAUAAUUAGAGGAAAUAAAUAGAAUAUAUUUAUUUUAAUUGUAAAGUAGUUCUUUAUUAUACUGUAAUUCUAUCAUACAAACAUUAUCAUUUUUAUAAUAAAUAAUCAUAUCGUGUAA